AAAUAGACAUGUCGGCGGCGGACCGUGCGUCAUCGUGUGCCGCUUAUCCGGACACGUCGAUGUCGUCUGCGGCCGAGUCGAUUCGCGUCGUCCACUCACCAUUUAAAUAAUGGCUUCCGAGCUCUUCAGCCCCAUCAAGCAACCCUUCUCAAUACUCUCAACUUAACUCUCGUACAUUAACAAUCAUGGGCGGUUUCUUCUGGUUCCUCAUCGGUGCUGGUACGGCUACCCUAUGGAGCCACAACCACCGGAAUCAACCUGGGUUCUGUGGAAGGACGGAGUACACAGAAGGAGGAUAUGAACGAAGAGGGUUUGGACCAUGGGGCCAUGGAUGGCAUGGUCGGUAUGAUGGACAGAAUCAAAAUCCACGCGACCGUCACGACGACCUGGACGCGGCUCCUGCUCCUUCUCCUGCUCCUGCGCAGCCUCCAGUAGCCGAAGCCCAAGCAUACGCAACAGAGACACAGACAUACACUGAGCCUCCCUCAUCUCCGGACAAGGAGCGUAUCCGAGAACUCAGCCGACAGGCAGGCGAUGCUAUGUCUGAAUUAUCCGAGGCUACUCUGGAUUCACUCAUGUCGACCAUAUUGGCGGCCAAGAAUAAACUUGCAGACCGGCGCAUCCAGCGCAACUUGGAGGAUAAGCGUGCAGCCGAUGCUGCAGAGAGGGAAAAACGGUUCCCUCCUCGUUAUGUAUAACUAUAAUAUGGACGUGGACACUGCAUUCUGUAUUUCUAUGUCACCCAUCUCUAUUUUUUCUCCUUGAAUACUUGUACCUCGGCAUGUUUCAGAAGAUAAGAUUCGAAGAGGAGG
Desarmillaria tabescens is the source of this 812-nucleotide messenger RNA. RefSeq lists its product as uncharacterized. The transcript has 3 exons. NCBI's taxonomy places the organism in Eukaryota, Fungi, Basidiomycota, Agaricomycetes, Agaricales, Physalacriaceae. The record is from RefSeq and is a predicted model, not a curated record. The coding region runs from base 186 to 698 and encodes 170 amino acids.